Molecule: messenger RNA, 1379 nt
Organism: Trichosurus vulpecula (common brushtail)
Lineage: Eukaryota; Metazoa; Chordata; Mammalia; Diprotodontia; Phalangeridae
Gene: LY6H
Product: lymphocyte antigen 6 family member H
Exons: 4
Coding region: 138-545 (135 amino acids)
Source: RefSeq, a predicted model, not a curated record
AGCCGAAAUCGCUUACCCAUAGCCAGGGUGGCAUCAGAGGAGGAAGGCAGACUCUGAACUGUGCUGGACUAAGCUGUGCGCAGAAAGACUGACUCGGUCAGAUCAGGCUGUCCAGCAGGCUAAGAAUAGCAAGAACCAUGUGGGUCCUCCUCCCUGUCCUGCUGAGCACCUUACUUUGUGCAUAUCCAGCUCACAGCCUCAAUUGCUACAACUGUACAGGGGUAAGGAAAUCCAGUCAAUGCAGCUCUGUUCAGUGCGCUGCAUCAGCAACUUUCUGUGGGAGUCUCGAAGCUACAGACAAACAAGGACCAGAGCACAACAAUCUAUACUUCAAGGGCUGUAGUAACAGUUCCUGUGGAGAGUUUUUCAAGGGAUUAUGGGACAGGGCCCAUAAAGAAAUCCCCGGAUCUCUCUUGGAAGUGAACUAUGUCUGCUGUUCAACGGAACUGUGUAAUGGGGCAGAUGGGAUCAGGGGCAGCCCCUUGGCCCUGAUAGGGACACUUCUGCUCAGCCUUGGAUCUGCCUUUCUCUGGGCCAUGCUGUGAGGGCUUCAGUCACCUCCUUGUGGACCCUGCCUGGUGAUUUCUCUUAUGCCUCAGGAAUAGAGCUUUCUCUCUGCACGUCCCCUCCCCUGCUUUUAGACCAAUUGCAAACAGAAUUUACCAGAAUUUUGUCAGUCCUGAUUGACACAAAUACACAUAUAAGGACACAUAGGAGACACACAUCUACACAGACAGGUGCACAGAAACAAAAAGACAUUUGCUGGUCCAUGGAGUUAUUGAUGCCUCUGCCCUCCCUCAUUUGUUACUGGUGGGAGCUACCCAAGAACUAUUAAGGUAUUGGAGAUAUGUGUGGAAGGUUCCUCAGAGACCUGUCUCUCCGGUAAUCUUUCUUUUCUUAGUUUCAUUUAUGCCUUUUAUUUUUAUAUUGCAUCCUUUUCUAAGUAUAUCUAUCCUACCCUCUGCUAGCCAGAAAGCCAUCCCCUAUACCAAAGGCUAAAAGAAACAAAGGUAUUUCAGCAAAAUCAUCUAACACAAUGAAUGAUGAAGUGUACCAGACUAGGGAAUACUUUACACUCAGAGUUCCCUACCUCUCCAAUGAAAGGAGGGAGAUGCAUUUUCUCAUCUCUUCUCUGUGUCACAAUUAAGCAUAUAAUACAGUGUUUUGUUUCAUUUAAAAAUUAUUUCUAUGUAAUAUUUUUUGUUGUCAUUGUGUUUAUGUUUUUUUUGUUGAGCUUUAUUCCUCAUCUAUUCCUGUGUCUUCCCAGGUUUCUCUUGAUUCCUUUUAUUUGCUGUUUCCUAUGGUUACUAUUCCUGGGCAGUUAGGUGGCACAGUGGAUAAAGUGCUGGGCCUGGAGUCAGAAAGACUCAUUUUCCUGA